AUGCUUCGCCGCAAUGUUUCUUUCAUCACCUCAAACUCGCUGCGCAUCACAAUCAUCUCAACCCUCCGUCAAAAAUCAAGCGGCGGAAGAAGACCAAAGAAGAAAACAUACCACAGAGUUCCCGAACUCGACAGAGUAAUGGAGCUUCGUAAGACACCAACUACAAUCCUCGAACUCAAAUCCAUAAUCCAAUCCCAACCCAAAAACAACCCUCUCUUCCUCCGUGACCUCGAGAAAAAUGUCGGCUUUGUUCGCAAAUGGGACUUCAUGGCCCUCAUUGAAAAACACCCCACCAUUUUCCGCGUUACAGGAUCUCCCCCUUUCGUUCAUUUCACUGAUAAGGCCCGCCGAGUGGCCCACGAAGAAUCCCGGGCCCGAGUUUUGAUGGAGCCGAUUUUGGUUAAUAAUCUUAGGAAGAUGCUUAUGCUUUGUGUUGACUGUAGGAUUCCACUUGAAACGGUUGAGUUUGUUGGGCCUGAGAUGGGUUUGCCUUGUGAUUUUAAAGGGUGUUUGAUUGAUAAGUACCCUCAGUUCUUUUCUGUUAGGGCUUUCAACGGAAGGGAUUAUGUUUAUUUGGAGGAUUGGGAUUCUACUUUGGCUGUUACUGCGAGAGAAACUAGGUUGGCACGGGAAGGAGUUGUUGCGAACAUGAAACCAAGCGUGGAUACGAAGGUGAAGAUUUCAAGAGAUGGAAACUAUGCUGGUCCAUUUGCAUUUAAAGUGAACUUUCCUGCUGGUUUUAGGCCAAAUGUUAAUUUCCUUGAACAGUUUGAGCGGUGGCAGAAAUUGGAGUUUCCUUCACCUUAUUUGAAUGCAAGAAGGUUUGAUACUGCAGAUCCGAAAACUCGAAAACGGGCCUUGGGGGUGAUUCAUGAGCUCCUCAGCUUGACCAUGGAGAGGAGGAUGACAUCUUCCCAGCUAGACGCAUUUCAUGCAGAGUGUUUUUUGCCGUCACAAUUGCUUCUUUGCUUAAUAAAGCAUCAUGGGAUAUUUUACCUCACUAAUAAAGGUGUAAGGAGUACUGUUUUUCUCAAAGAUGGUUAUGUUGGUUCGAACUUGAUAGAUAAGUGUCCUUUAUUGCAAUUUAAUGAUAAAUUUGUGGCACUCUGUGGUAGACAAAAUGUUGAUUUGUGGGACAUCAAGAGUUCUUUACAAGUUGUUGUUUAG
Messenger RNA from Lathyrus sativus (Indian pea), 1167 nucleotides. The record is from the annotation of a GenBank genome assembly. Lineage: Eukaryota; Viridiplantae; Streptophyta; Magnoliopsida; Fabales; Fabaceae.